Contarinia nasturtii (swede midge) is the source of this 1411-nucleotide messenger RNA. Its product is annotated as probable cytochrome P450 9f2. Gene Ontology annotation, molecular function: heme binding; oxidoreductase activity, acting on paired donors, with incorporation or reduction of molecular oxygen; iron ion binding. NCBI's taxonomy places the organism in Eukaryota, Metazoa, Arthropoda, Insecta, Diptera, Cecidomyiidae. The annotation marks the transcript as partial. The transcript is spliced from 4 exons. The record is from RefSeq and is a predicted model, not a curated record.
UAUUACACUUGAAACCAGUUUUUUUGGUGGGGAAUACACUUUAUUUAUUCCUUAUGCAAACAAAUCCCGCAAAAUGGUUGGAGUCGGUUUAUUAUCGUUUUCCAAAUGAAAAAAUUAUCGGAUUUUUCGACCAGUGUUCUCCAGUUUACAUGUUGCGUGAUUUGGAUCUCAUCUGUAAGAUUUUGAUCAAGGAUGCCGAUUAUUUCAAAAAUCAUUGGGUCUCGUUUGCUCUCAAGAAUGAUACAUUUUUGGGAAGAACUGUGAUGGCUAUGCAAAACAAGGAGUGGCAAGAGAUGAGAGCAUCAAUUAGUCCCAUUUUCACUGGCAGCAAAUUGCGGCAUAUGUUCGAUUUGGUGGUGGAAUGUGCCGAUGAUAUGAUUGAACAUUUCAAAUUGAAAUCAAAGCAAAACAAUUCAGUUCAACUGAAUAUGAAGGAAAUAUUUUCACGUUACGGAAAUGAUGUGGCCACAUCAUGUGCAUUUGGAUUGAAAAUAAAUUCAUUCAAAGUUCGAACUUUGCCAAAUUUAAUGCUUGCCAUAGACAUCGAAUAUUUUGGACGAAAUUUGCGAAGAUUUUUCAAAGCGAUGGUUUUGAAUAUAAUGGAAGAAAGAGAAAAGAAGAACAUUUUUAGACCCGAUAUGAUCAAUACUUUGUUACAAAUGCGAAAUGGUACCAUCAAACAUUCGAUUGACGAAAAUUCGAAUAAGAAACCGGCUGAUAUCUCCGCUGUGGGUGAAACAAAUGUCGGUGAAAAACAAAUGAAACGCUGGAAUGAUAAUGAUAUCGUGGCACAGUGUGUGGAAAUCUAUUUGGCCAAUUUCGAAGCAGUAUCCAGCAUCAUGACAUUCUUGGCAUAUGAAUUGGCCGUUAAUCCGGAUAUUCAGCAAAAGUUAUAUGAAGAGAUUCGACAGACUAGUGACAACCUUGAUGGUGCCCCAUUGACCUAUGACACAAUAAUAAAAAUGAAGUAUUUUGAUCAAGUAGUGAGUGAAUUGGUCCGUAAAUGGCCAGCUGGAAUUUUAACGAAUCGCGUGUGCAACAAGGACUAUGAAUUGGAAUUGGAUGGUAGAAAAAUUUCGAUUGAACGAAACACUUGCUUUAUAAUUCCAAUUUAUUCAAUUCAUCAUAAUCCUGAGAUAUAUCCAAAUCCCGAAACAUUCGACCCGGAACGAUUCAACGAUGAAAAUAAGAAAAAUAUCAAACCAGGAUCAUAUCUUCCUUUUGGAAUUGGACCACGUGCUUGUAUCGGUUAUCGGAUGGCUGUGAUGGAUCUCAAGGUGGUGUUCUUCAAAUUGCUACAACAAUUUAAUAUUCAGCCGCAUGAAAAGACGGAAAUUCCUUUGAAAAUUGGUAAUUCCGUCGCUUUUUGGAACAUUGCAAAUGCAGUUAAUUUGGAGUUGAAGCCAAGAGA